CAUCCGAACGAGACAGCUUGGCCUGAGAGAAGUCGAAGAUAGAACAUCGUUUAUAAAUUUGAUGUAUAUUGUCACCUUUUGAAGGACUUUUUAAGUUUUUAACAAACAAUGGCUAAGCAGCUUUCUGGGGUGCUGAAAAUGUACAUUGCAGCCGGAAAGGCGGCACCUUCACCGCCACUUGGGCCUGCAUUAGGACAGAGAGGAGUAAACAUUAUGCAAUUUUGUAAAGACUUCAAUGAAAAGACUAAAGAUAUCAAGCCAGGGAUUCCCAUACCAACAAAAAUAAUAUACAAGGAUAGAAACUACACAUUUGAAACUUCAACACCACCAACAAGCUAUUUUCUGAAGAAGGCUGCAAAUAUUGAAAAGGGUGCUGGUAAGCCAGGAAAAGAAGUUGCUGGAGAAGUCACAUUAAAGCACAUAUAUGAAAUUGCUUGUGUCAAGAAAAAGGACAAUGCCAUGAAAAAUUUUCCUUUAGAGGCAGUGUGUAGAAUAAUAAUUGGAUCUGCAAGAAGUAUAGGAAUUAAAGUUGUUCCAGGAAGAACAGAAAAUUGACCCGUACAAAGGAAAAUAUUUUUUUAUUGUUAUGUUUGGAGUAUAAGUUUUAGGUGUGAAUAAAACCAAGGUGCAAAA
Messenger RNA from Rhopilema esculentum, 633 nucleotides. Its product is annotated as large ribosomal subunit protein uL11m. NCBI's taxonomy places the organism in Eukaryota, Metazoa, Cnidaria, Scyphozoa, Rhizostomeae, Rhizostomatidae. Gene Ontology annotation, biological process: translation. The record is from RefSeq and is a predicted model, not a curated record. Gene Ontology annotation, molecular function: large ribosomal subunit rRNA binding; structural constituent of ribosome. Gene Ontology annotation, cellular component: mitochondrial large ribosomal subunit; ribosome.